Micropterus dolomieu (smallmouth bass) is the source of this 834-nucleotide messenger RNA. Its product is annotated as G-protein coupled receptor 4-like. Gene Ontology annotation, molecular function: G protein-coupled receptor activity. Gene Ontology annotation, cellular component: membrane. The record is from RefSeq and is a predicted model, not a curated record. Gene Ontology annotation, biological process: phospholipase C-activating G protein-coupled receptor signaling pathway; positive regulation of Rho protein signal transduction. The coding region runs from base 1 to 774 and encodes 257 amino acids. The transcript is spliced from 4 exons. NCBI's taxonomy places the organism in Eukaryota, Metazoa, Chordata, Actinopteri, Centrarchiformes, Centrarchidae.
AUGUAUGUGUUGACAUGCAUAAUCAUCGCUAUCGGCCUCCCUUUGACCCUGGUGGCCAUCUAUGCUCUUUAUUCUAUGGCGAGAAGUGAUCAUGUUGCUCCCAUCUACGUCAUCAACCUUCUCAUUACCGACCUGAUUCAGCUCUGCUGCAUGAUCGUUGAGGUGGUACCAACUGUGGAUGAGAUUAUAUCUUUGGUCUUCUAUUGUAUUUACCUCUCUGCUCUGUUUGCCAGUGUUUACUUCAUGGUCUGCAUCGCCCUGGAAAGGUAUUUGGUCAUCGCCCACCCACUGUGGUACCGCUUUGGACGAACCAUCAAGAUCUCUGCGGUGGUCUGUGUCCUGGUCUGGAUCCUUUCUCUUGUCUUUGUCAUCCUUUACUAUUUUUUUGAUUAUCUGGUCACAGACAUAAUAUUCGUCACCUUCCUCCUCCUUCCCUUCCCGCUGUUAAUCUUCUUCCUGGUUGGGACCAUCAAAGCCCUGUCUGCUACCAUCUCGGUCCCCUCUGAUGAAAAACGAAGAAUUGUGGGAAUUUUGGUUCUGGUGCUGCUUAUUUAUACGCUGCUGUUCCUGCCCACCAUCAUUUGGUACAUAAAAGAUCUGAAUGAAAACUAUGACGAGAUCCUUGACAGCCUGUCUUUCAUCUUUGUUCAGCUGAGUCCUCUUGCAGACUCAGUCCUGUAUGUCUUCAUGAGGAAAGGGACCAUAGACAAGCUUUUGGCCUCUGUGUGUUGCUGCAGAAUGGACAGCAAUGAUAUCAGCAGGUCAUCAGUAUGAAUGAUGACAACAUUUCCACAGUCAGCUUCAUGUAGGCAGAGAAAGAGGGAGAGAGAGAAA